Messenger RNA from Chaetomium globosum CBS 148.51, 1818 nucleotides. RefSeq lists its product as uncharacterized. Bases 1 to 1818 code for a protein of 605 amino acids. The record is from RefSeq and is a predicted model, not a curated record. Lineage: Eukaryota; Fungi; Ascomycota; Sordariomycetes; Sordariales; Chaetomiaceae. The transcript has 4 exons. Gene Ontology annotation, biological process: regulation of DNA-templated transcription.
AUGGCUGGCUUACCCAACAGCUCCCAAAAGCGAUCACGAUCUAGACAAGAUAUUGCCGACCUAGAUAAAGCGGAAUUCCGACUCACGAAGCGACGGCAUCCCAAUGCCUUCGAUACGCGCGAACAGACCAGGCCUACAUCCUCAAGCAGCGGCUUAGUGCCGGACCCUGAGGAAUGGAACGGCGAUGGUGACGACGAUGCCUUGUACAAUCUCUUCGCGACCGCUCCCCCGGAACGUUUUGCGACAAUACCACGACCCCAUGGGGCCCGAGGGCUGGAGGAGCCCUGGUGGGAACUGCGCGACGACCCCGAGAUAUAUCUCUCCCUCGAUUUCCCGACCCCCGAAAGACCAAUGCACCGGCAAGAGAAGGAUCGAACAUCGCGGUUGAGGGGCCUCCAUACCAGAUUCCGCAGUGCACUCGAGAUCUAUAGGGAAGAGGAUGUAGAGUCACAUCCAGCUUCGUCUGGCUAUGACUCCCAUUGGGCGUCUUCUGAGUUCGCCGUCACUCAAGAGAAGACUAUCAUAUCUCGAGAGAAGGUGACUUUGCAGGAUGGCUCUACCGUUUUGCGUGAAAGGACUGUCCACGAACGAAUCACAUGGAGUCGAUCCCCGACCCGCAGCCCCCACUCUCGCUCCCGAUCGAGUUUGUCACCAAGUACCGAGCUCCAGCGCGCGCAGGAAGAGCAAGAUACGGCGAGCCUAGGAAAAGCGAAGUUACUGGUCUUCGACAACGACAAUCCCGUUAAGGUGACCAUUGAAGCGACGAGUCGCCGAGUUCGUAUCCGAGCACGAGACGUUAGUAACAUCGUCAAGAACCAACAUGCAGACUCCGCCCUGACUCGUAGGGACAUUUACAACGCCAGAGCCCUCAUCAAACGCCAAAAGCUAGACAGCUACAACCCAACGGCUGCGCUCAUCAAGAUCUUCGACGAAAAGGGCGUUCCUUAUGUGGUGAAGUGGUCAGAGGCGGAGCCAAGUCGUCUUGUCGGUCUAGUGUGGACAUUCCCGUACUGUAUCCGCAUGUGGCAGCGGUUCUCAGAAGUACUCAGCUUCGACAAUACGUACAACACGAACCGCUUCAAGCUCCCUCUUUUCCAGGCCACUGGCCAGACUUGCCUUGGAACUGUCUUUAAUGCCGCAUUCGGCCUUGUCGACAACGAAAGGUUGGAAGGUUUCCAAUUUCUCGCUGAUGGCAUCCGGCAGUUCGCAAUCCAACACAACAUCCGGUUACCCGAUACCAUCCUCACAGAUUUCGGCGACCAGAUGAAACAGGCCUUGAACGAGCAGUUCCCCGAGAGCCAACAACAGAUCUGCAUCCAUCACAUCAUCUCCAAUGUCUUACUCGAGGCAAAACAGAAGUGGAUACGAGGAGGGACAGACGAUGGCAGUGAUCAGGAGAGUGCCACCGAAAACGCCCAGGACCGGACAAUCUUGGCAGCAAGCGAUAGGGCGAUGGUCCGCGACUCUGGGCCUAGCCAGUCUUCCGAGCCCAUUCCACACACUUAUCAGGGUGUCGUGAUGCUGUGGAAGCUGGUUAUGUUUGCGGAAACCGAGGCGGAGCAUGACAGGCUGUGGGCAGAUGUGUGUAAGGAGUUCGGCGAGCAGAAGGCGAUCUUGUUAUACCUGUACAGGACCUAUAUGUCUGUAAGGGAGCAAUGGGCCCGGUGCUUUAUCCGGAAGUAUCGCAACUUCGGGUGCCGGGUCACCUCUGGGACGGAAGCGAGCAACGACAACAGCUGUGACGGCAAUCCCAAGUCCUUCGAACCCCCGGCCAAGAGGUAUCGGACUCUGCAGCGAGGACUGUACGCCAUCUGCUGA